Haemonchus placei is the source of this 468-nucleotide messenger RNA. NCBI's taxonomy places the organism in Eukaryota, Metazoa, Nematoda, Chromadorea, Rhabditida, Trichostrongylidae. The record is from the annotation of a GenBank genome assembly.
AUGGAAGGCGUGACUACGGGCAACAGUAGUGAGAAAGGGAUUCCCCAUGAGCUGGAGAGAGAGACGAGUAAAAUGUUGACUCAGAGAGGUAUUGAGUCAUAUGAAGAGUGGCACGAGCACAUAAAUACUAUGGAAAGAGAUGGUGAAAUGCCUUCGACUGGACAGAUAUAUGCAGAUCGCUCGAGACAACAUUCAACAUCGAUGGCUUUGACAACAUCGGCGUUGGAAGACGCAGGUUCGUCUAUUUCUCAGCAAUUGGUAACGUACCUAAGAUCGAUGGCAUGUAGUGACCCCGGGGUGUUCAGAGGCACUAAGAGCGAAAGUUUUGAAGAGUUUCUGAGAAUGUUUAAAAGGAAGUACGAGCAGGUAAUCAAAUGCGGAGCAACCCUCAUAGAAGUAUUAGGAGACGACCACUUGGCAGGAAGGGCAAAAAGCAUAUUCGCGGCUCUCCCAAGGACAACGAAAUAG